GGAGGAGGAGGAGGAGGAGGAGAAGGAGGAGGAGGCGGCGGUGGCAUCGCAGAGCCCAGCCCCGGUAGCCCCGGUGGCCCCGGCGGGGACCGGCAGCGCCUCGCGGGGCUCUCCCCGGGCCCGACGCCCUCCCGCCCCAUGGGGAACUCUCCGUCUCAAGGCAUGUGCCUGUCUCUCUCCCUAAUCACUGCCUCCAUGCUUAAGUGGCAGGGCUCCGGCACACGGCGGGAGACAAGCAGCCUGGACUCUGUUCCCUUUGUUUAAAGUCUCCAGAUUCGGAGCGGACCAGCCCGCACAUGAUCUCUGCGGCCGACGAUGCCGAGUACCCGCGGGAGUACCGGACGCUGGGCGGCGGGGGCGGCGGGGGCGGCGGCGGUCCCCGUCGCUUCUCCAACGUGGGCCUGGUGCACACGUCCGAGCGGAGGCACACGGUCAUCGCCGCCCAGAGCCUCGAGGCCCUCACCGGCCUGCAGAAGGCCGACAUGGACCGCAAGCGGGACGCCUUCAUGGACCACCUGAAGAAUAAGUACCCGCAGCACGCCCUGGCCCUGCGGGGGCAGCAGGAGAGAAUCCGCGACCAGCAACCCAACUACUGGAGCUUUAAGACCCGCAGUUCCCGGCACUCGCAAGGGACCCAGCCCGGCCUGGCGGACCAAGCGGCCAAACUGUCCUUCGCCUCGGCCGAGUCCCUGGAGACCAUGUCCGAGGCGGAGCUGCCCCUCGGCUUCAGCAGGAUGAACCGAUUCCGGCAGAGCCUGCCCCUGUCCCGCUCCACCAGCCAGACCAAGCUCCGCUCUCCAGGGGUGCUGUUCCUGCAGUUCGGGGAGGAGACGCGUCGCGUGCACAUCACUCACGAGGUCAGCAGCAUGGACACGCUCCACGCCCUCAUCGCCCACAUGUUCCCCCAGAAGCUCUCCAUGGGGCUGCUCAAGUCUCCCAACACGGCCAUCCUCAUCAAGGACGAGGCGCGCAACGUCUUCUACGAGCUCGAAGAUGUCCGAGACAUCCAGGACCGAAGCAUUAUCAAGAUCUACAGGAAGGAGCCGCUCUACGCCUCCUUCCCUGCAUCCCACAUCAGCAACGGGGAUCUGCGGAGGGAGAUGGUGUACACGUCCCGCGACUCGUCCCCGCCCCGGCGGCUGAACCACCUGGCUUCGAGCUCCCCGCCGCCGGGCCUGUCGUCGUCGUCGCCCUCCCGCUCCCGCACGUCGUACGCGGGCGGGCGACCCCCGUCCUACGCGGGCAGCCCGGUCCACCCCGCGGAGCGGCUGGGAGGCGUCUCCCCCAGCCCCAGCGCCAUCCUGGAGCGGCGGGACGUCAAGCCGGACGAGGACCUGAGCGGGAAGGGCGUGAUGCUGCUCAAGGGCGAAGGCCUUUACGCCGACCCCUACGGGCUGGUCCACGAGGGUCGCCUGAGCAUCGCCUCGGCCCAGGCGCUGGCCGGAGGGCCGGGGGGCGUGGGGGCCGGGCCGGGGGGCGUGGGGGCCGGACAGGGGGUCGGCGACCCCUUCCCCUACCCGGGCGCGUUGUACAAGCGCGGCUCGGUCCGCUCCCUGAGCACCUACUCGGCGGCCGCGGAGCUGGAGGAGUCGCUGUACAAGGCCGGGGGGCCUCUGUACGGUGACCCCUACGGACCCCCCGGCGGGGCCUUCCGACACCCGCCCUCCUCGCCCCAGAAGAUGGGCGACGGGCCCCCGGCCGGCCCGGGCCCACACAGCCCCUACUCGGGUUCCCCCAGCCGCUGCUCGCCCGUCCGACAGUCCUUCCGCAAGGACUCGGCCUCCUCCGUCUUCGCGGACAGUCCCGGGGCCAAGCCACCUCGAGGUUCCGGCUCCUCCGCCGGGGUUCCCGACCUCUUUCCCGGGGGUGGCGACCGUCCGCUCUCGGGGUUCAGCUCCCCCGGGCCCGCCAAGGACGCCGAGACCAGGGAACGGAUGGAGGCCAUGGAGAAGCAGAUUGCCAGCCUGACCGGGCUAGUCCAGAGCGCUCUGCUCCGUAACUCCGACGGCGAGACCCCCAGUGAGAAGACAGAAGGCACUGAUGAAGCUGUGAUACCUUCCCCCAUGUCCGGGCACGGGCCCCGCGGCAGCAGUGGGGUCACCCCGGUGCCCGCACCCCCGCCCGCCUCUUCGGGCAGCACCCCGGCCGGCCAGCCCACUGCCAUCACCCGCCUCCACAUGCAGCUGCACCUCCACGACCUACAGCACAACGCCAGCGACCUCCGCAACCAGCUGCAGCAGCUGCGCAAACUCCAGCUGCAGAACCAGGAGACGGUGAGGACGAUGCUGAAGAGGACCGAGGCGGAGCUGAGCCUGCGGGUGGCCGAUUCCAUGCGCAAGCAGGAGGACCCGCUGCAGCGCCAACGCACGCUUGUGGAGGAGGAACGGCUCCGUUACCUCAACGAGGAGGAGCUCAUCACGCAGCAGCUCAAUGACCUGGAGAAAUCCGUGGAGAAGAUCCAGCGGGAUGUCCUCCACAGCCACCGCCUCAUCCCGGUGCCCGAGCUGGAGGAGAAGGCCCUGCUGCUGCGGCAGCUGGGGGAGACGCUCACCGAGCUCAAGGCGCACUUCCCCGGCCUGCAGAGUAAGAUGCGGGUGGUCCUGCGGGUGGAGGUGGAAGCCGUCAAGUUCCUGAAGGAGGAGCCGCACCGCCUGGACGGGCUGCUCAAACGCUGCAAGAGUGUGACCGAUGCCCUGGCCCAGGCCCGCAGGCACGUGGAUGAGGGGGCGUGGCCACCCCCCCACACCUUGCUUAGUCAGUCCCCCAAGAAGAUGGCAGCCGAGAACGACUUCGGCAAGAGCCUGGACUUCGAGUUGCCCACCAGCCCCCCACUGGCCCUUCAUGAGCUGGGUGGGCAACUGGAAGGCCCACAUGCCCCAAAAGGAAGCAACCCCGCCCGGGGCCCCGAUACCAUGCCAGCGAAGGUGACCAGUGGCCCGGACGCUCCUGGCAAGAGGAGCGUGGACAAGGCCGUGUCCGUGGAGGCAGCGGAGCGUGACUGGGAGGAGAAGCGGGCGGCCCUGACGCAGUUCAGCACUCAGGACAUCAGCCGCCUGCUGGAGGAGACGCAGGCCGAGCUCAUGAAGGCCAUUCCCGACUUGGACUUCGCCAGCAAGCACAAGGCGGGCAGUGGGGGCAGCCCUUCCCCCACGCCCGAACACAAGCCCGCCAAAGCCCAGCACGGGCAGAAGGCCAGCGCCCGCGUGGAGCCCAGCGGCCGGCGGGGCUCAGACGAGCUGACGGUGCCCAGGUACCGGACGGAAAAGCCUUCCAAGUCGCCGCCCCCACCCCCUCCACGCCGGAGUUUCCCCUCCACCCAUGGGCUCACCACCACCCGCACCGGCGAAGUCGUCGUCACCAGCAAGAAGGAUGCAGCAUUUAUCAAGAAGGCGGAGUCGGAGGAGCUGGAGGUGCAGAAGCCUCAGGUGAGGCUGCGCCGGACGGUGUCCGAGGUGGCCCGCCCGGCCUCCACGCCCCCCAUCAUGGCCUCCGCCGUCAAAGACGAGGACGACGAGGAGCGGAUCGUCGCCGAGCUGGAGGUGUUUGAGAGAAGCUCCAUGCCCUCCCUACCCCCCAUGCCCCGCUGCCAACUGCUCCCGGCCUCCAGGCCCCUCUCGGGGCCCCCCAGGGUCUCGGCCCUGGGUCCCGGAUGGAAGGGCGGUGGCGGGGGCGGGGGUCCGGUCCCUCCGGCGAAGAUGGGCAGCCCGGCUGGCUCCCGGCUGAAGCAGAGCCCAGCCGGCAGCGGCCCCGACAAGGGCAAGCACGGGAAGCAGCGGCUGGACUAUCUGCGGAUCCAGGGCCAGCCGCCGCCGCAGCCGCAGCCGCAGGCCACUAGAACACCUAAAGAGACUAGCGGACUGAAUGAGACCCCGAGUCCAGUCUCAGAAAAACCCUCCUCGUCCAGAACCUCCAUCCCUGUAUUGACUUCCUUUGGGGCAAGAAAUUCGUCUAUUUCGUUCUAAAGGCUCCUUGCCAGCUCUUCCUCCUCUCCCCCCGCCCCUCCUCCCUUUGCCCCGUCGAUCCUUCUCGUCUCCCUUCCUUCCUCCCUGUCCUCCCGCCCUCUUCUCCAGACUCGGUGGGAGGGUUUGCCACGGGUCCUUCUCCUUGUCUUGGUGUAUUCGGUGUUUUGGUGGGUUUUUUUUAAUUAUUCACUUGUAAUUACACUUCUUUUUUGUAAAUGAAAGGAAAACCAAACACACCAGGCGCACCAAUGUCCCAUUUCAAUAUGGCCGACCCUUUGGGUCGCUUUCCGUUCCAAUACGGCUGACCCGUCUGGCCACUUCCCAUUUCCAUACGGCCGACCUGCCAUUCUCUGUUUCUCCUCUUUUUAUCCUCCUCCUCCUCCCUCUCUUCCCCUCCCUACCACCAACACUUCCUGUUUUUCCUCUGACCACCCUCCCCCAUCCUCUUCUCUGCCCUGGCUCACCGGGAACACCGAAACGAACUUCCGCCUGGACCUAUGACCGUCAAACAACGAGGACUCAGAGUCGUGAGGCGCCCCUUCGACCCUCUGUGGAGAAGGACUGGACGAUUAACUUAAAUAAUGGGUUCUGGGGUGUGGGAGAGAGGGCAGGGACCGGAGGGGAGGGAGAGCCGGUCCGGGGAAGAAGUGGAUAGAGGUGGACCUGACUCCAAAGACGUCUCCCAGAACUGAGACCUCUACUGUUUAAGCCUGCCUCUGCUGCAGCACCUUUCCCACAUUCCUUAGAAUUUGUUGAAGCUCAGUCAGAUGGGCAGGGGCCUGGGAGUGGUGAAGGGGUCUGUAUCUCCCUCAGGGACUCUGGGAGGGUCGGGGGAGUGCGAGCCAGCCGGAGUGAGCCUCCUGUCUGUCUGUGAGCGUCUGGAUGUCAGUGCUGCAGCAGGGGUGAGGAGAGCAAUAAAGAGAGGCCAAGGGCCUUCAUCCCUGGCCCAGUUUGGAGUCGGGGCCGGCCAGGCUGCAGUUGGCUAGUGGGAAGGGGGCUGCCGUCUUGGAUUUCUUCCAGGCCGAGGCCAGUGGUUGGACCUGUAGAAAAUGGCUCGGGCGAGCGGGGGCUGGGGCUCGACUCCGAAGUCGUCCAGGCUGUGUAUCUGGGCUUCUGUACCUUAAGUUUCAUAAUUUAGCACUUUAAUGGCCAUUAACUUACUUUAAAAGGGGUCGAGGUGAGUGGUUUGCUGUGGGGAAAUAGGGGCGAGGAUAGCAGUGGGGAAGCAGGUCUAGGCAGUAUAGGAGAGGGGAGGUGGGAGAAGAAGAAUGGAUAGGGGAGAGGGAGGCAGGUUAGCGAAUCAGGGUUCCCGUCUUGACCCGUGACGCUGAGUACGCCCAGUGCCACCUUCACCCUGUCUCUCCUGGGCAUGCCCCUUCCUUCCUCCCCUCUCUUUUACUGACUGUGUUCAAUCCAUCCCCUACAAGAGCUGGGAGGCCGAGUUGGCCAGGUAGAGAGAUGACAGUGAGGGAGUUGAGGGCUUUUUGAAGUAGGAGGUGGAGUGGGUCUAGGAGAAAGGGGUUUGUGAGUAUGGGGCGAGGGAACGUGAGGCUAGUCAGCAAGGGUGGGACUGUCUCUCCCCUCCCCUAGUAACUAAUAAUAUUGUGGUAUUUAUUAAGCACUUACUAUGUGCC
Molecule: messenger RNA, 5596 nt
Organism: Ornithorhynchus anatinus (platypus)
Lineage: Eukaryota; Metazoa; Chordata; Mammalia; Monotremata; Ornithorhynchidae
Gene: SRCIN1
Product: SRC kinase signaling inhibitor 1
Exons: 21
Coding region: 297-3962 (1221 amino acids)
Biological process (GO): regulation of dendritic spine morphogenesis
Cellular component (GO): cytoplasm; actin cytoskeleton; postsynaptic density
Source: RefSeq, a predicted model, not a curated record